GGCGGGGCAAAAGGGGGGACUGGUUUCCUCUCACUUCCGGGGUGCUGGGGUGAGGCGGCAAGAUGGCGGUGCAGGCGGUGUAUUUGGAGGCUGACGCGUUCCUGGUGUGCCUGAACCACGCGCUGAGCACCGAGAAGGAGGAGGUCAUGGGGCUCUGCAUCGGCGAGGUUGACACCAGCCGAAUUGUUCACAUCCAUUCCGUGAUCAUCCUGCGCCGCUCUGAUAAGAGAAAAGAUCGUGUGGAAAUUUCGCCAGAGCAGCUUUCAGCUGCUUCUACUGAAGCAGAGAGGUUGGCUGAAAUGACAGGACGUCCCAUGAGAGUCGUGGGCUGGUAUCACUCUCAUCCUCACAUCACUGUCUGGCCAUCGCAUGUCGAUGUCCGCACACAAGCUAUGUACCAGAUGAUGGACCAAGGUUUUGUAGGGCUUAUCUUUUCCUGCUUCAUUGAGGACAAAAACACAAAGACAGGCAGGAUUCUCUACACCUGUUUCCAGUCCAUUCAGGCCCAGAAAAGCUCAGAGUAUGAAAGGAUUGAAAUUCCUAUUCAUGUUGUCCCUCACGAAACCAUUGGGAAGGUGUGUCUGGAAUCAGCUAUAGAGCUGCCCAAGAUCCUUUGCCAAGAAGAGCAAGAUGCCUACAGGAGAAUUCACAGCCUCACCCACCUAGACUCCGUCACCAAGAUUCAUAACGGCUCAGUGUUCACAAAGAACCUCUGCAGCCAGAUGUCUGCCAUCAGUGGGCCGCUCCUUCAGUGGCUGGAGGACAGAUUAGAGCAGAACAAACAGCGGGUGCAGGAGCUGCAGCAGGAGAAGGAGCAGCUCCUGGAGGAACUGGCUGCUUUAGAGUGAUGGAGGAAAUACAGACUGUUCAGAAAAGAGAUGUGGAAAAAAAACUGUACAAGACCUACUCCUGGCUGAAGGCUGGCCCUGCAUUGCCUUGUGGUGAAGAUCCGAGCUGUGUCUCUCCUGCCCCACGCAGCAAAGUGCACUUUGACAGGAUAAGGGCUUUAUCUGCCCCAGCCUGGUGGAGAGCGGUGGUGUCUCUCCAUGUGCUGCGUGAUGCAGUGGAGCUCUAGUUCUGUGAUGGGGUUAGGCAGCACCUGAAGAGACUUCAGUUCUGGAGGACACACACCAUGGAACGAGUUGUUUCUCCCUCUCCUCUAUUUUGUCAGAAGUCUUAUUGCUUUACAUGUGUUUCAGGAGCCUAGAACAGGAGGUUCAGAGGGGAAAAGUGUGUUCCUGCAAUCAUAACUCCUGCUGCCAACUUCUGCCUUUUUUUAGUAGCUUCAGUUGACCAUGAUCUUAGAUCUAGUAAUGUUCUGGAUUACUGGUUAUCCACCCAGUCAGGUAAGAGGUGGAAGGGAAGAUUGCAAACAGACCUGGAAGAACUUUGACGUAGGAUCUGUUUUCAGCAUACUUCAAACCAAAUAAAGAAUUCCAAAGCCAGAGCUGUUCGGAGUAGAAAUGAAAUAAAUGCCACAACGUGCCAGUGCCUGCAUUUUUGGGACACAGUCUGUUUUCUCUUAUUCCAUGUGGUUCUGUUGCAUGCCCAGCACUGAUUCUUCUCUACAAACUAGCCUGGUUCUGCUGGUGCAGUGAGAGGACUGUGGUUCUGUUCCAGAGGGGAAAAGGUUAAGAUGCUGAGAACUGACAGAUACGCCUGUCAUUGUUACAUGCUUGACUUAAUUGUAGCCAUUUCAUUAGAUUGAAAUGGAAUGAAAUACUUGUUGAACAAAUCCCUUAAAGGGGUCGUGCUGUUAUGUGAAGUCUGUCUUGUGUGAGUGAAGGAACCAACAGCACAGUUAAAACUUUUGGUUUGGCUCCUUGGCUUUAAUCUGUCCUCACAUGCUCAAGUAGAUGAAAAUGAGCUGCCUGAAUUACUGCAGUGGAGGCUUUUCAAAGGUCAGUGUCUAUCCCACUGUUACUGUUUUCCAGUUCAAGUGCUCUGUACCUUUAUCCUUCCUGGGGCAGCAGGUGCCUCACUGCCCCCGUCUUGAUGAGAGCUCUUGGAGAUCAGCCGGCAGCCCUAAACCUCGUCACCUCUGUGCUGGACAGGGCUGGUGACAACUGGUGCCAGCUGGCUCUGCACUGUCAGUGAGGCUGGGGACACCUCUGGGACAAGGUCAAGUGAAGGAUGUGGGCGAUGCCAGAGGUGACCAUGCUGCUGUGCCAUGGAUUUUUCUAUCAUUGUUACACAUUGCUCACUCUUGCCCAUUUUAGAAAAGGCCCUAGGGCCUUCUUUAUUAGAAGUAUUUAAUGUUAAAAUAUUACAAUAAUCUGGAAUCCUCCAAAGCAUAUUCUUAGAUUCACGUUAGGCUCAUACUACUACAUACAAAAUUUAAGUGGCAUCAAGAAAGGAAGCUUAUUGAGAUAUCACCAGGAAUCUUGAAGCCUGGUUUUUAAAGCAAAAUCAGCACUGAGUUUCUGUGGAUGGGUUUCUAGUGGAUGAAGAUCUGUUACUGAACUAGGCAGGCCCAAAGGAAGUUCAAGGCCACCUUGGAAAGCUGAAAACAGGACCUGCCGUGGGAGUGAGGCAUUUCUACAAUAACAAGGCCUCAACACGAUGUAAAUCAAUGGACCUAUCAGCAGUGAGACUCUUGUGAACAUAGAUGAUAUCCAAUUAGUGAAUGCAUGAUUGGAGUGUGGACGCGUGAUCGAAGAGUAGUUGCAUAUACAAGGAGGCUUGUUUCUGUAAUAAAUGGCUCUAGCGUGAUUCACAUUGAA
Messenger RNA from Columba livia (rock pigeon), 2723 nucleotides. RefSeq names its product BRCA1/BRCA2-containing complex subunit 3 (gene BRCC3). The record is from RefSeq and is a predicted model, not a curated record. The transcript has 8 exons. Gene Ontology annotation, molecular function: polyubiquitin modification-dependent protein binding; metallopeptidase activity; cysteine-type deubiquitinase activity. The coding region runs from base 63 to 848 and encodes 261 amino acids. Gene Ontology annotation, biological process: protein K63-linked deubiquitination; double-strand break repair. Gene Ontology annotation, cellular component: BRCA1-A complex; BRISC complex. Lineage: Eukaryota; Metazoa; Chordata; Aves; Columbiformes; Columbidae.